This is a messenger RNA of Talaromyces marneffei, 1023 nucleotides long. RefSeq lists its product as uncharacterized. NCBI's taxonomy places the organism in Eukaryota, Fungi, Ascomycota, Eurotiomycetes, Eurotiales, Trichocomaceae. The transcript is spliced from 3 exons. Gene Ontology annotation, molecular function: oxidoreductase activity, acting on the CH-OH group of donors, NAD or NADP as acceptor. The coding region runs from base 1 to 1023 and encodes 340 amino acids. The record is from RefSeq and is a predicted model, not a curated record.
AUGGCUUCCAAGAUUGAAUUCGUAUUGGUUACUGGUUCUACCGGCUUCAUUGGCGCCCAUGUCGUUGAUACGCUCCUUGCCCGAGGCCUCAAAGUGCGAGGGGCCACUCGUUCACUUGCUAAAGGUGAUGAGAUGAUUCGUUCUCGACCGCAAUACGCGGGUAAACUGGAAUUCGUGCAGAUUCAAGAUUUUGAGAAUCCGGGAGGUUUGACUGAAGCCGUCGAUGGGGUUGAUGCGGUUAUUCACGUUGCCAGCCCAUUCAACUACCACAUCACAGACAACGAAAAAGAGCUCAUCAUUCCAGCAAUCAACGGCGUCCGCUUCAUGCUUGAAGCAGCCUCCAAUGCACCCAGUAUUCAGCGGGUGGUCAUUACUUCUUCUUUCGCCUCAGUAGUAGACAUCAACCGCACAGGACCGCCAGGGUUUACCUAUACAGCAGCAGACUGGAAUCCUCUAACCUACGAGGAGGCAGCAGAUCCCAAAUCGACCCCUGUCGUCGCCUAUCGUGGCUCCAAGAAAUAUGCCGAACUGGCUGCUUGGGACUUUAUCAAAGACAAGAAACCACAUUUUGACAUCGUCACUCUCUGCCCGCCCAUGGUCUUUGGACCCAUAGCGCACCCGAUCAAAAGUUUGGACCAUUUGAACGAGUCAAAUGCAGCUCUGUGGGAAAUUGCGCAGGGCUCCAGCCCAUUUCCAACAGCCCGUGUCCCCUUUUGGAUUGAUGUCCGAGAUCUAGCAACUGCUCAUGUCGAAGCUGCUCUUCGAAAGGAAGCCGGUGGCAAGAGAUAUACGCCUGCCUCACCGGAACGGUGGUCAUAUGCUCUUGCAGCUCAACAUAUGGUCUCUGGGUUCCCGGAAUUGCGUGAUAUGAUAAAAUUGGAGGAACAGGUUAUUGAUGAUACCCUCAGUCUAGAUGGUGAGACUGCUGCGAAGCAAUUUGGGUAUCAAUGCCGCAAGUUUGAGGAGACGAUACGUGAUUUUAUGGUGCAAUGCUUGGCUACAAAGGCAAAGGAUGGUGCUUAA